AUGUCGUAUGAGGUGUUGCUGGAACGAGUGGGAUCACAAAAGCAUCUUCUUCAAUUCUGGGAUGAACUAACCGAAGAUGAAAGGGAAUCGCUAGCAAAGCAGAUCGAAUCCAUAAAUUUUGACGCUGUGAAGAAAGCAUUCGACGCGUCUGCUAACGUUUACACAGCCAGCCCGGAUAAUCUGACGCCUGUUCCGGAUAGUCACCAUAUAGUGUUCAAAAACCUGUCAGAGGAGGAAAGAAGUCAUUACUGGAGAAAAGGUUUGGAAGCGAUUUCUCGUGGUGAAAUUGCUGCAAUCGUUUUAGCUGGAGGACAAGCAAGUCGCCUCGGUUCUUCUGCCCCUAAAGGUAAUAUCUUAUUUUUGAGCAUCUUCUGUGAAAUAUGUCUUCAUACAAACUGUACACUCCGUAUGGUGCCUUAUGCCUUUACCUCAGAUUUUGAUUACCACUGUGUGCCAGGUUCGUAA
This is a messenger RNA of Cooperia oncophora, 465 nucleotides long. The record is from the annotation of a GenBank genome assembly. NCBI's taxonomy places the organism in Eukaryota, Metazoa, Nematoda, Chromadorea, Rhabditida, Trichostrongylidae.